AUGGUGCGGCCUGGAAAGCCAGUGGAGGACCGCGUCCGCGAGCUAUUCCAUGGCGCUGGCGAGGGUAACUCAGCGCAGGCGCGCAAGGAACGGGAGGCGGAGCGCAAGCGCGCGUACGCCGCAGAGCUCGAAGCGCAGAUGCACGAGCGGCUGCAGCGCAAGCAUCAGGAGCGCGCCGAGCGUGUCGGCGUGCGCCACCAGCCCCCCGCGCCCGAUGCUGCAACGCACGGCGCUGCAGGCUGGGAAGCUGCGCGGCCGGCAGGGGCAGCUGUGAUAGCCGCAGAGCAGGCCUCCAAGAAGGCUCAGGAGCAGGCCAAGAAGGACGCUUACAGGCUGGAGUUGGAGGCGCAGAUCCGCGACCGCGCCGACCGCAAAGCAACCGACAAGCGGCAGCAGCAGGAGGAAGACCGCAGGAAGCAGGCCGAGAUAGCCGCACGCGGCGACCCCUGGGGCCGCGCCGGCGCAGGCGCGCCCCUGCGAGGGGAGGACGGCCGCGUGCUGACAGACUACAAGGCGAUGCGCAGCAGCGUGGCGGCGGCGCAGCAAGGGCAGCAGGGGCAGCAGGGAGCGGCUGCCUGGGCGCCUGCGCACCAACAGCAGCAGCCACAGCAUCUGCAACAGCAGCAGGGAGGGCCUCAGUACGCGUUUCAGGGUGAGGCGCAGCAGCAGCAGUGGGGCGGGUCCGGCGACGCCUGGGGUGGCGGCGAGCACGGCUCUCCGCUGCAGCGGCAGCAGCUCCCGCCGCAAAAUGAUGCGUGGAGCCCUGGCGCGGCCUCGCCCGGCGACAAGGCGUUCAUGACCGCCACAGAGGUGGAGCGGCGCGCGCAGGCGCAGCGCGAGCUGCAGGAUGAGCUAGCGCGGCAGGUGGCCGAGAAGAAGGCGCUCAAGGAGGCCCAGCAGCAGCGCGAGCAGGAGGCCGCGCGGCGCGAGGAGGAGCGCCUCGAGCGCGAGCAGGCGCGGCUGGCGGCGCAGUACGAGGAGGAGCGCGGCAAGGAGCGCCAGAAAGUCGAGAAGGAGGACGCGGCGGAGAAGGUGGCGGGCGCCUGGGAGGCCGCCAAGACCAAGGCGGCGCAGGAGCGGCGCAAGACACGCGACGAGCGCCGCGGCCGCGGCGGUGCCGGCGGCGACCCCGGGGACGACCAACUCUCGCCCCGCGGCGGGCAGGAGCUGCGGCACGAGUCGAGCCUCGUGGCGCGGCCGCGACUCACGCAGGAGGACAGCCAGGCGUUUGGCGCGUUGGCGACGCAGGCCAGCUUUUACACUUCCAGGCAGCAGCAGCAGCAGCAGCAGGCGCCGUGGCAGCAGCAGGCCCCCGCGAUGCCGAGGGACGACGGGCAGCUGUCUGCUGCUGCGGCCCAAGAGAUCGCCAGGCUGCGCCAGGAGGUGAUGAGCGAGGCGGCGCAGCUGCGCGACACUGUGGGCCGCCAGGCCACUGAGAUGGCCGGCCUCAGGGCCAUGGCGGCGGCGGCGGAGGCGCGCAGCGCAGCGGCAGCCAAAGAGCUCGGGCAGGUGCGGCGGGACCUGGCCACCACUCGGGACGGCCUGCAGAGAGAGACCCUCUCCACAAUACUGGCGGACUACGGCCCCGCCGCAGCCCCGCGCGUCGCGCCGGCGUUUCACCCGCCGCCGCUCAGGGAGCUUGAUCUGGGGCUGGAGCUGCCGCCGCCCGCGCCGGCGCUGCGACGCUCGCAGCAGCUGCUGUCAGGCGCGCUGGACGGGCCCUCGGAGCGCGCGCAGGCUGGCGGCCGGGCGGCGGCUCCGACGGCGGGGGUGCAUCAGUCUGGGGAGGCGCCGCUGCUGGCGGUUGAGUCUGCAUUCAUCUUCCCUGCGGGCAUGCGGCCGCCAACGGGCGGCGGCGGCGGCGGCGGCGGCGGCGGCGGCGGCGGCGGGCGUGAGCGUGCCGCGCAGGUGUCUGACAGCAUGGCGCAGCUCUGGGCGCGUCCCGCGCGGCACUCGUCCUCGGCGCCGGGCCUGCUGUCCGAGGCGGCCGCGUCCGCGUCCGCCGCCGCCGCGUUUGCGCCUCCGGGCGCGCUGUCGACCGUGCUGCCCCUCGACCGCAGCGCGUCGGCGGCGGCGCCGGGCGCGCUGGCGGCCCAUCACGCGUCCGCGCCGCUGGACCUGGCGUCGAUAGCGGCGCGCAACGCGGACAAGCUGCGGCUGCUGAGCAGCAUAGACCUGGGACAAGGCGGCGGCGGCGGCGGCGGCGGCGGCGGUGAGCCUGAGGGGGUUGAGGCGCUGGAUGCGUUCCUGAAGCGGUUCGUGGCCGAGCAGCAGGCGAUGCCCUCGUCGAGCGAGCUGCUGACCGCAUCAGGCAGCGGGCGGCCCUUUGGCGGCGACAGGGACGGCCCGGCUGGGCAGCAGCAACAGCAGCAGCAGCAACAGCAGCAGCAGACCAGGCCCCGCGCGCGCUGGGACGCCGCGGGCGGUGGCAGCCUGGACGCAACCAUCUGCGAUGCCGGAUUGGCGGCGGCGGCACCCCGUCAGUCACCGGGUGACGCCUCAAGUGACGCCCUGGACGCGGAGCUCAGCCGGCUUGGCCUGCUGCCGUCCUCCUCCGCGCGCCGCCGCAGCGACGGUUGCGAGGGCCACAACAGCGCCAGCGCGGGGGUGGGCAGUGGCAGGGGUGGGCGCGCCCUCAGCACCAGCAUCAGCAGCUUCGCCUGCCGCCUGGCGCAGCCUGCCCGCCAGCCGCCGCUAGGAAUUGGCGUGGGGCUGGGCAGCAGUCGAGAUCUGCUGGGGCUGCCCCUGGAUGGCGGCGCAGGGCAGGAGCGGGGCCCGCUCAUGGGGCUGCACGACAGCGGGGGCGGCUUGCCUGCAGUUGCCGCAGUGUUCUGA
Monoraphidium neglectum is the source of this 2835-nucleotide messenger RNA. RefSeq lists its product as hypothetical. Gene Ontology annotation, biological process: positive regulation of cytokinesis. The transcript is spliced from 10 exons. NCBI's taxonomy places the organism in Eukaryota, Viridiplantae, Chlorophyta, Chlorophyceae, Sphaeropleales, Selenastraceae. Gene Ontology annotation, cellular component: centrosome; microtubule; spindle pole. The coding region runs from base 1 to 2835 and encodes 944 amino acids. The record is from RefSeq and is a predicted model, not a curated record.